CUCCAGGCCCCGCCUCCCCGCCUGGCUCCACCUCCACGCUCGGACCCCCCCCCCCCCCCCCCCCUCUACUCUUCACGCUCUGGCCGCCCCCGUCCGCCCCAGCUGGCCCUGAGCCCAGUCUCCACGUCCCAUCCAGACUUCCUGGGCCCGAACCCGCCUCCCGGGGGCGGGCCUGCACCAGGUGCGGGCUCGCGGUGUGGCGGAUCGCCAGGUGCGGCUUCCGCGUAAAGAUGGCUGCCGUCUGCCGCGACGGGGUCUGGCUCCCGCCCCGCCGCCGCCUUCCCGCGGGGCGCCCGCUGCUGCGCUUCGCCCUCUGCCUCCUGUGCUGCGGCCCGGCGGCUGUGGGCGCCGUCCCCGAGGUCGGGCUCUGGACCGCGACGAUCAGUGACAAAUCAGGACCUUUGAUAUUUAGGAAAACUAUGUUUAACUCUACUGAGAUCAAGUUUUCUGUUAAGUCAUUCAGUUGUCCCAGGCCUGUGAAGUUUACCAUAGAGUGGUAUUUGGAGCAUCAUACCUGUCACAACGACUAUUCUGAGUUGGAAGAGCUGUCACAGAAACGUGAGCUUCCCGGCACUGAAGACUUUUGUGGUCAUUAUUUCAAGAACAGUGAAUGUUGGACAACAAAAAAUGAAAAUGUAGAGUGCAGCGGUGAUUUACAGGUGUUUCCCCCACUGAAUAAUAAACAAUUAAUAUCAAAUACUGGAAAUGUCUCAAACCAGGAAGGAUCAACAGAUGUUGUAGCCAAAACACAAAGAGAUGGGUUUCAUAUCUUUAUUGUUUCUGUUAAAACAGAAAAAACAGAUGCAAGCUGGAAUUUGAACGUUUCUCUUUCUAUGUUGGGACCUUAUGGAUAUAUCUCUGCAUCAGAUUGGCCUCUAAUGAUUUUCUACAUGGUGAUGUGUAUUGUUUAUAUCCUAUAUGGUGUUCUGUGGCUGAUGUGGUCUGCCUGUUACUGGAAAGAUAUAUUAAGAAUCCAGUUCUGGAUUGCAGCUGUUAUUUUCCUGGGAAUGCUUGAAAAAGCAGUUUUUUAUGCUGAAUACCAAAACAUCAACAGCACUGGGCUAUCAACCCAAGGGUUACUGAUAUUUGCGGAAUUGAUAUCUGCGAUCAAGAGGACUCUGGCUCGCCUCCUGGUGAUCAUCGUGAGCUUGGGAUAUGGCAUCGUAAAGCCUCGUCUAGGAACCGUCAUGCACCGGGUCAUUGGAUUGGGGGUUCUUUAUUUUAUCUUUGCGGCUGUUGAAGGCGUGAUGAGAGUCAUUGGGGGUUCUAAACAUUUAGCUGUUGUCCUUGGUGACAUCAUUUUAGCACUUAUUGACUCCAUUUUUGUAUGGUUCAUUUUUAUAAGUUUGGCACAAACUAUGAAGACUCUCAGGCUAAGAAAGAACACAGUAAAAUUUUCUUUAUACAGGCACUUUACAAAUACCCUCAUCUUUGCCAUACUGGCAUCUGUAGUGUUUAUGGUGUGGACAACUAAGACAUUUAGGUUUGCAAAAUGUCAAUCAGAUUGGAUGGAACGCUGGGUUGAUGAUGCAUUUUGGAGCUUCCUUUUCUCACUUAUUCUUAUUGUAAUAAUGUUUUUGUGGAGACCAUCAGCAAAUAAUCAGAGAUAUGCCUUCAUGCCUUUAAUAGAUGAUUCUGAUGAUGAAAUUGAAGAAUUCAUGGUAACAUCUGAAAAUUUAACUGAAGGAAUAAAAUUAAGAGCCUCAAAAACAGUUUCCAAUGGAACAGCUAAAUCUGCUACUUCUGAUAAUUUUAGUGAAGAUUUGAAAUGGGUGGAGGAAAAUAUUCCCUCUUCAUUCACAGAUGUAGCUCUUCCAGUGUUAGUGGAUUCAGACGAGGAAAUUAUGACCAGAUCUGAAAUGGCAGAAAAAAUGUUCUCUUCCGAAAAAAUAAUGUGAUGGAACCCAAGAAUGAUGAAGGACUUCCUCAAGACUAAAAGAGAACUUUGUUUUGAUAUAGUGCAACAAGUUUUUAUUGCAUCAUCUUGGAAAUCUAUGUGUGAAAAUUAAGAAUUCAGAUGGUAGGAGGGUUCGGUAACCCUUUUUAAACUGACCCCUGAGUGCCAGUUUCAUGUCCAUUACAUUGCCUACUUGGCAGUGAUCUGAGAGAAGUAUUAUAAAAAAGAUAAGUUCCCAGCUACCCUUAGCUGAUGGGUGGCAGACAUGUGGAUUUGGGCAUGUGGGUUCUCUCUCUCUCUCUUUUUUUUUUUUUCUGAAAAAUAUGACAAUUUAAAAUAACUUACUUACAUCAAUGUUCCUAUUGUUCUUUUGCUGAGCUUCAAAAACAGUGAUAUGAUUCUUCUGAGAUGUGGUUAAAUCAGUGUCUCCAUCUAUUGGGUUUAUAGUUAUAUGUUGCAAUAAUAAUUCUCUUUGACUUUCAUGCUGAAGUGAUUUGGUAAUACUGAGUUGGCCAGAAAGUUCAUUUGUUCCGUGAGAGGGUACAGGAAAACCUGAAUGAACUUUUUGGCCAACCCAGUAAGUAAAAGUCGAUUAAUGUUGGAACAUAAGGGUGUAUAUAUGGGUAGUCUUGCUCUGGGUGUGCAUGUGUGUGUGUGCACAGGUCUGUGCAAAGGCCUUGUGUGCAGCUCACAUCAUGCACAUCAAAUCGUUGAUCUUCUCCGAGCUCAGGGGAACACAGUUUAUGGAGAGAGAGGUCCCUUCUGAAAAUCUGCUCUGCCUGUCCCCUCCCUUAGGCCAGGUGUGUACGUGCUGCUGCUGAAUCUGCCUGGGACAGGUGGGGUCACCUGGCCACAUGGUUCCACCGGAGCACUUCUUCCCUAGCAAGCUGGGAGGCUCAUUACCAGUGAGCCUUGAGGAAACUACAACCUUCUAUAUCAUCCUAGCAUAUUUGGUUUCGUAAUAAUACAUGUAUUUAACUGCAUAAUUUUGAAGCAGAUUGGAUCCCCAGCUCAUAUGGCUCCAGUUGAAUUUUGAAAUGCAGAAUCCUGGGCUUCCAGCCGCAGAGGUAGUGGAGUGUGAGUAGGGAGUCAGUGGGAAGUGUGCAGUGAUGAGGGUUAACACCUCUGAGGUAACCUUGAGGUGUUGAUGAAAACACUUCUUUCUGCAGCUGACAAGACAAAUAAUGCUGUGCCUGCAUAGCCAGCUACGUACCAAAAUGCGGACUUUUCUCAUCAUCACAGAAAGCAGUAUUUUCUCCUGAUAACCUCAUCAGAAGUGUUUUCCAAAGGACGCAUGCUGUGUCUGUCACCCCUGGUGGUCAGUGUGUUGUCUCCUGAAGACUCUCAGCCUGAACCAGGUGUUCCUGUAGAAUCAGGUUCCCUCAUGUGCCCAGGAGGGGGCGCCCCAGAACUGUAGCCUUGGUGCUUAUGAAGGAGCCCCGGGAGAAGUCACGCUCAGGAGCACUGUCAGCUCAUCACCAUUGCUUCUGCACAAAGACUCCAGAAACUGGCCGUCAGGGUCUUCGAGGUGGCCACACCAAUUUAUUCUUAGGAUGCCAUCAGGAUGGGUCUCCUUAUGAGUGCAGGGAUCUGAGGGUAAGAGUCCAGUUCUCUGUGUUUCUAGGCAAAAUGCCUAAGUGUUCUUACGGUGCCAUUUGUGUUAGAUUUCUGUGAUGUAUGACGUUGGCUUAAAAGGGAAUUUUCAUGUUUUAAGUUAGAGGAAUAUUAGUAUCUGCUUUAAAGGAAAGUUCAUUUCAAAUAUAAGGAAAAAUAGAUGAAUGUGUGAAUUUUUUGAGCCCAAGAGAUAAGAUGUUCCUAUACUUUUCCUGUGAAGAAAAUAUUUAAAAUCUUCCAUAUAUCCUGUAGAGAGUACUAGACCUCCCCACUCUAACACAGUGUAUUUGCACUACUAUAAUGUGAAGAAUGAGGAUAUAAAAGAUGUACAUGUGAUUGAUUUUUAUAUCUUUUUUAAAAAAGGGGUUUGAAUCUGUUGCACUAGACUAUACAUAACUGGUUUAUGAGAAAUGUUAUACUAGCUUUAUAAGCCCCUAAUGUUGGAACUUGUGUCUUGGUAUGAUCAACAACAUGCGAUAAGCAAUGCAAAACACCACGCCUUAAAGAAAGAAGUUUAAUGUAUUGGUUAAAGUACUAAAGAAUGUAUUUAAGUGACAAAAGGAGAUUUAAGGACAUGUAUAUUAUAACAUAGGAGCUCAAGAAGAAACGUCUUUAGAACUAGGAAAACAUGCAUUUGGGAAGAAAAUUUAGGGGCUAAAGUUGUAUAUUUUUUAUUUAAGAAGUUAAGUUAUUGUAUAAUUUGGAAGGUGUUGCUUUGAAUAUAGCACAAAACUAUUUCAAAGAUUUUUAUUUGAAAAAAACUGAUGUAUUUUUGUGCCUUAAUAUUUGUUCUGACUUAAUAAAAUGCUUUCUGAGA
Molecule: messenger RNA, 4328 nt
Organism: Bubalus bubalis (water buffalo)
Lineage: Eukaryota; Metazoa; Chordata; Mammalia; Artiodactyla; Bovidae
Gene: TMEM87B
Product: transmembrane protein 87B
Exons: 20
Coding region: 231-1898 (555 amino acids)
Biological process (GO): retrograde transport, endosome to Golgi
Cellular component (GO): Golgi apparatus; membrane
Source: RefSeq, a predicted model, not a curated record